Messenger RNA from Momordica charantia (bitter melon), 480 nucleotides. The record is from RefSeq and is a predicted model, not a curated record. Lineage: Eukaryota; Viridiplantae; Streptophyta; Magnoliopsida; Cucurbitales; Cucurbitaceae.
AUGAGUACAACGAGUUCCCUACCUUGCCUCUUCUUCAUCGGAGCUCUCCUACACGUUGUCGUCGGCGUUGACAACCAGAUUGGAGGCGAUUUCGGUUGGAACCUACCCCCGACCCUCACCUUCUUCUCCGAAUGGGCUCGUAAUAGUACUUUCUUUGUCGGCGAUACGCUAAGAUUCAUACCUAGAGCGAACGAGACUCACACUUUUGCCGAAUCACAAUCUCAAGCGGAAUUUGAUGGAUGUGUCAAGGAAGGAUUAGUUUUCGAUUCUACGAUUUUUAUUACCUUAGAUCGCCCUGGUCGUCGUUAUUUUAUGUAUACUGAUGGAAAUCAUUGCAACAUGGGCAUGAAAUUUGCCAUAGACGUUUUUCAACAAUCGGGAACUGGAACGCCAAGGCCAAAUGCCGCAGUCAAAGUCGGUGCAUUGCCCAUGCUUUUCUUCACCACCAUGUUUAUGGCUAUUUUGUUUUUCUUUAUUUGA